Molecule: messenger RNA, 2976 nt
Organism: Ornithorhynchus anatinus (platypus)
Lineage: Eukaryota; Metazoa; Chordata; Mammalia; Monotremata; Ornithorhynchidae
Gene: CD86
Product: CD86 molecule
Exons: 7
Coding region: 349-1341 (330 amino acids)
Biological process (GO): immune response; cellular response to lipopolysaccharide; T cell costimulation
Cellular component (GO): external side of plasma membrane
Source: RefSeq, a predicted model, not a curated record
AGAUGUAGAGUCUGAGGGGAGGAGGAGGGCUCUUGUGGUUUUUUGGGCAGGUUUCUGACAGGCGUUCCUCCUGAUCUUUGACCCCCCGCCCCGGAGGCUCUUUGACCCCGAGGCUGCCUGUGGGCGACAGAGCUCUGAUUCCUCCGCCGGGUGUCGGUGUGCCAGGGAGUAAGGGCAGUGAAAAGUAAACGAAGAGCUGGGAACCCGGCUCCUCUGAGCACCCAGGGGCCUGGGGGCUGGGGCAAACCAAGUGGGCGUCAGCAGGGAAGCGACAUUUAUCAAGUGAAGAAGAAGCGACUGUAAAACCCAGAGGAAAGCCCCCUCCCCUGGCCCCCAAGCUACACUAUCAUGGACUUGAGCAUCCCCCUCUUCCUGCUUCUGCCCCUGCUUUUCGCGGCCACUUCCGGGGAGUACCAAGUGGAGGCAUAUUUCAACGGGACGGCGGAGCUCCCGUGCAACUACAAGGUGGACCAGUAUCCCCUGGAUGACCUGGUGAUCUUCUGGCAGAGAGAGGUCGCCCUGUUCGAGCUGUUCCAUGGUCAGGAGAAGCGGGACAACAUCGAUCCCAGAUACAUCAACCGCACGAGCUUCAACCGCAGUGCCUUGAGUCUGAGGCUGGGGCCGGUGCAGCUGGAGGACCAGGGUCUUUAUAAGUGCCUGGUGCUUUUCUACAAACUCCAGGGCCAUAACGUCCUCCAUCAGUUUCCCUUGAGGCUGGUGGUGGUGGCCAACUUCAGCCGGCCGGAAAUCGUGUCCCACUUCAACGGCACGUUACAGGCCGGGGAAGAGGUGAACCUCUCCUGCUCGGCGGUCGGAGGCUAUCCGAAGCCCCGGAGGCUGUCGUGGGUGGUGAAGACGGAGAACUCGACCGCCGAACCUCACAGUGAGAUGCACGUGUCCCAGGUUCCCGGCACGAAGCUGUUCGAGGUCAGCAGCUGGCUGACGGUGCAGGCUUGGCAGGCCCCCGGCACCAACGUCAGCUGUGUGCUCCACACACUCAGACCCUCGGGAUCCCUUGUCUCCGAGCUUUAUCAUCUAGAGGUGCCGACACCGCCGAUCCAGCCGGCCCCGCCUGGCCACCUCCUCACCUGGAUCGCGGUGCUCGGAAUCUUGUCUGUGAUGGUGGCGGGAACCGUGGCCCUCCUGAUCAUGAAGAAGGGGAGGAAAUGCCCUUGGCCCCGGGACCGAGAGGGAGCUGCCAGACAGAAUGUGACAGGGAGAGCGGAGGUACCUGCGGAGAGGGCUGAAGCUGUGGAGCUGAUGGGGGGCCCCAGAGCUGAGGGUGCAGAAGGCUACAGGCCCUGCGGAAGCACCUCCGAGAAAGCACGGGGCCCCUUCUAGUGAGCGGCAGGCCCGAGGAAGCAGGAUCCCAACAGGGGGGCGGGGAGGGAGGGUUAGGGUUGGAGAUGGGCCUCCUCGGGGCCGGGGCGGAAUCACCCAUCAGCAGAGCUUUAGAGACUUAACCGGGCGCACACCACUAGCCAUGCCUUCGCCGGAGGUUUCGGACGUGCGUCGUUCACGUACCCCUCCCUCCCCCGCUGCCUGGCCGGUCCGAACGGUCCACCCCACCCUGCCGCCGUGGGCUCGGGCCCAGGGCGGUGGUGUCGGCGCCCCGCGAGAUCCAGCUCCCACCGCCGAGCUUCCGGGCCGCGAGGGGACGACGCGCCGGCCCCACACCUCGCAUCGCUGACCUGACGCCUCCCCCGUGCCAGACAAGGGUGGGCCGUCGCCCCUUCCGCAGCGGGAUCUGCGGGGUCCCUCGUCCCCGGUCUUCCGAGGGCAAUGGGGCCGAUUACACGCCGGCAGCACCGGGUUGUUCCUUCAGGCUGGAGCGAGGGGGUGAGAUUCAGACUCUGUGCUGGCCCCCAGCUCGGCGUGAUGCCGGGGAGGCGCCGGGCAGCACCAAGCCGCCCCGACGUGCCCUCUAGGGGCUCUCCGUCGACGGCCUCCGCCCUUGAGUGCCCCGAGGCACGGCACACCAGGGAUUCUGCAGCAGGGAACAUCAUAAUAAUAAUUGUUGUUGUUAUGGUAUUUAUUAAGCGCUUUCUAUGUAAAAACCUUCAUGUGCACAUCGCCACGUGCUGCACUCCUGCCCCUUUACUGGCUCACUGCACUCCGUGCCCUGUGGGAACAUGUCAGACGGGGACCAGAGAGUCCGAGGGGCACCAUGCCCACCACCGGUGUCAGGAUCGAUUCCUCCCCACAGGUUCCUCUUCGUCCCUUGUUCCCGACGGGCGACUCUAUCGUCGGCACCAUGUGCUCAGCACAGUGACGGGCACUGGGGUGGACGCCCGGAAGCUGGGCUCCCACUUGAAGAGGGAGGGGGAACAGGAGUCUCGGCCCCAUUUUAGAAAUGAGGAAACUAGGGCUCAGAGAGGUUGUGAUUUGCCCGAGGUCACCGAGUUGGCCAGGGAUGGAGAGAAAUUGUGGUCCUGGAGGGGAAGGGGGUUCAAGGCUGGGGAAACAGCAUGAGGAAGGACUCCGAGGUGGAGAGCCGGGAACCAAGGAGGGUUUGGGAGGAGCGGAGAGAGCGAGCUGGGAAGGUGAGGAGGGCCGGUGGAGGAGCGUGGAGCCGGUCACAGGGAGGAUUGUCAGGACAGAGGACGCUCAGGGAAAUGGGGACCCUGUCCCUUUCACUAAUGGAAGGACUGAGUUCUCGGGAACACAUGGAAGAGGCCGAUGGACCGAGGGCGGAGUAGGGGAAACACAUCUCCCAGAAGGAAAUCCCACCUGACAACCCGGCCGGAUGCCCAUCCUUUAGAAUGGGGGAUCGGACCAGACCCUCGUGGCCAAUGACAAGGUCUCGAAAUCACCCCACCGUCAUCAGGUCCAGUGAGUGAUUUUUAUUUUUCCUGAUGGAAACAAACAUGGUAAUAUAAGAGUGAUUUCUAUUUUGUAUAUAUCUGUCUCCCAUAAUCAAAUGCAGUCGAUUAACUUUGGGCACUGAUGCUAGCAAUAAAAAUGAAUAAUUCAUAA